Mauremys reevesii (Reeves's turtle) is the source of this 1413-nucleotide messenger RNA. RefSeq lists its product as uncharacterized. The record is from RefSeq and is a predicted model, not a curated record. Bases 1 to 1413 code for a protein of 470 amino acids. The transcript is spliced from 9 exons. NCBI's taxonomy places the organism in Eukaryota, Metazoa, Chordata, Testudines, Geoemydidae.
AUGGGAGCCGCAACCGUGGGCCUGGGCCGGGACUGGCAGCGGUGCCGCGGGACCGGAGACACAACCGCUGGGCCAGAGCACUGGUGCCGGUGCCGCAACUGCGGGCCCGGGCUUGGACCAGCACCGGCGCUGCAGGGCCAGAGCCGCAGCCAUGGGCCCAGGACUGGGCUGGGACCAGUACCAGCGCCGCGAUGCCAGAGCCGGAGCCGCAGCGCCGGAGCUGGAACCGCAACUGCAGGCCCGGGCCGGGACCGGCACCAGUGCCGUGGGGCCAGAGCUGGCGCCGCGGGGCCGGGCCGGGACUGGCUCCGGCGCCACAGGGGCCGGGACCGGCGCCAGAGAUGUGGGGGCCGGGCCCAGCACCAUACCACCCUGGCCACCAGGGAGCCUCCCGCCAGUACCACCCUGGCCACCAGGGAGCCUCCCGCCAUUACCACCCUGGCCACGGAGGAGCCUCCCACCAUUACCACCCUGGCCAUGGAGGAGCCUCCCACCAUUACCACCCUGGCCACGGAGGAGCCUCCUGCCAGCCCCACCCUGGCCACGGAGGAGCCUUCUGCCAGCCCCACCCUGGCCACGGAGGAGCCUUCUUCCAGCUCAGAACAGGAGUUGAAUGACUGCGUGACAAACACCAGCAGCUCCGCAAACUCCUGCGGGGCCAGCAGCUCCUCCGUGAGGUCUGGCAGCCCAGAGUUUAAAGGCUCCCUCUUUGGAGACACCCCCAGUGCCCAGGUGUCGUGGGGUGAGGAGGAGGAGGAGGAAGAAGAGGAGGAAGAAGAGGAGGAGGUGGAGGAUUUGUCCCCCAUCACGGUGAUCCAACAGCACCUCCAGGGCAGAGCUGAGCUGGUGGCGGACAGGGCCAAACAGCUCCGCUUCCUACACGCUUUGCCGCGUCUCUGCUUCUCAGCACAGAAGCAGGGGCGGGACACCCUGGAGCCCCCGGUCUCCAAAGCGGCCCUCGUGGAGAGCAUUGCAGAGCUGAUUGAAAAUCUCCCUGGUCCAUCAGAGCCAAGUUCCAUCAUGCCCAGCUCCAUGGCCGCAGUUUGCAGCCUCAGCAAACUGAAGCCACCGCUUGCCCUGGAGCUAGAAUCUCGCCUCCUGCAGGCUCUUCUGAACAGGAUGUACACCCUGGGCACUGGGCAGGACACCACACACCUCCGGGCUCUGUACAACAACUAUUCACAGAGCCUGGACGUCCUGCUCAGGGGCCUGCUGACGGAGACCCCCACCAUGGAGAAGCUGCAGCACCUCCAGGUGGAAUGCGAUUGCGGCUCGGGGGAAUCACCGGCAGACAAGGUGAACACAGGAAGUGCUAUGUCCCUCUACUCCUCCUCCUCUGAGCUGACUGGCCUGUAUACAAAGACCUCCAUGGCCAGCUUACAGAUCUCCUGCACCUGGUGGAAGAUGAGCUGA